This is a messenger RNA of Spodoptera frugiperda (fall armyworm), 1447 nucleotides long. Its product is annotated as carboxypeptidase B-like. Gene Ontology annotation, molecular function: metallocarboxypeptidase activity; zinc ion binding. Lineage: Eukaryota; Metazoa; Arthropoda; Insecta; Lepidoptera; Noctuidae. Gene Ontology annotation, biological process: proteolysis. The record is from RefSeq and is a predicted model, not a curated record. The coding region runs from base 80 to 1384 and encodes 434 amino acids. The transcript is spliced from 6 exons.
UGGUAAGUUAUAUAUAUUUAAAAACGUAUUACAUGGUAGGUACAGAUAGCAAAUCGAUAUUGUGUUUUUCUAAACAAUUAUGGUGGGUGUGUACUUACUUAGGAAGAUAGUGUUGCUGACUGUACUCACAGGUUCGAUUUUGGCCAAACAUGAACAGUAUAAAGGGUGGAAAUCUUACUUCAUAGUGGCAACAACGAAUGUACAAGUGCAAAAAUUGUACGAAGUAGUUGAAAAUUUAGAUCUAGAUUUUUUAGGUCCUAUCCUUCUAGACCGAGAGGCUGUGGUUUUAGUACAACCUAAAUAUAAUGCUGGAUUUAUGGAUAUUGCUAAGAAGCUGGGAAUCAAAUACUGGACUCACGUUGCUGAUGUUAAAAAGGCUCUAGAUCACGAUGAUGAAGUGAUGGAUGAUUGGUGCGCUGGCAGAACCAAUCAUUACCCGUACAAUAGCUACCAACCGUUGAAUGCUAUCUACGACUACAUGGCUUACAUAGAAAAUAAAUACUCAAAGACAGUUAGAAUGAGAAUUCCAAAGGUUUCAUUCGAAAAACGACCCAUUCGUUAUUUGAAGAUAUCUACCACGAACUUCUUGGAUGAAAGUAAACCAGUAAUCUUCAUUAGUGGUGGCAUCCACGCUAGAGAAUGGAUUUCUCCGGCUACCAUAGUUUAUGCUAUCAGGAAAUUGACUGAGGACGUUACGGAACCUGAUCUCCUCAAUAACUUCGACUGGAUCCUCCUGCCAGUCCUCAACCCUGAUGGGUAUGAGUUCACGUUUAUUCAUGAUCGUUUUUGGAGAAAAAAUCGUUCCGUAAAUUCGUACCACAACAAGCGUUGUCCAGGAGUCGAUGGGAAUCGCAACUAUGGUAUCUUAUGGAGAACUGUUGGUACCAGUAACAACCCUUGUUCUGAAAUCUAUGGAGGGAAUAAAGCGUUCUCUGAGAUGGAAACUCAAGUAGUUCGAGAUGUAUUCAGAGAGUACAUCAAUCGUGUGGAUCUUUAUAUCGAUAUGCACAGCUAUGGGAGCAUGGUCCUCUACUCCUGGGCUCAUGAUGGUUCCUCAUCCAACUACAGUCAAGUACUUCAUUCCGUUGGUGUUGCCAUGGCCCAAGCAAUGGACUAUUAUACCUUGGCCAACUUUCCUCGCUAUACCGUCGGCAAUUCUGCCAAGAUACUUAACUACAAAGCAUCAGGAACUGCUAAAGACUACGCUCAUUUCUUAGGAGUGCCUUUAUCUUAUGCUAUAGAGUUACCUGGACUUUCAAAUGGUACACAAGGAUUCCAUCUAGAACCGAAAUUCAUCGAGAGCAUUGGUAAAGCGACUUGGGCAGGCAUCGCCGUUGGUGCUCAAAGAGCAAAGAAAUUUAGAAGUGGAUUAAAAUUAAGAUAAAAUAUUUAUGCUGAUAUCUUUUUUAAAUGAUUGAUGGUGUAAUAAAUGUACUUUAUUUGUGGA